GCGGGAACCUCGUAGGAGGUUCGGCCCCCAGCCCGAGAAAAAACUCGGGAUUCUUCACUUGACUGUUGGGGACAGCUGACACAUUAAGCCAUCUUCUUUGCAAUACGGGGGGGGGGGGCUAAUUAGGUGACGCGACGUCUCUAUAUGAGGGCGGUGCUGUCGACCGCUGUGUACCUACCUACCAUAUAGAGCCAGCCUCUGACCGUGACAAUGGCAAAGUCAAGACUCUUCGAGGCUACUGCAUGAUUAAAUAACGUCCAAACUUCAAAGACAUUAACAUAAAUACCUACGUAUAUAACUACGGAUUCUAAGAACCAUGAAAGAUUUUUUUAUUGCCUAGAUUAUUGGACGAAGUCACAGCUCACCUGGUUUUAAGUGGUCACUGGAGCCCAUAGACAUCUACAACGUAAAUGCCGCCACCCACCUUAAGAUAUAAUUUCUAAGGUCUCAGUAUAGUUACAACGGCCACCCUUCAAACCGAAACGCAUUAGUGCUUCACGGCAGAAAUAGGCAGGGUGGUGGUUACCUUCCCAUGCGGACUCUCACGAGGUACUACCACCAGUAAUUACGCAAAUUAUAAUUUUAUGGGUUAGAUUUUUAUUACACAAUGUUAUUCCUUCACCGUGGAAGUCAAUCGUGAACAUUUGUCAAGUACGUAUUUCAUUAGAUAAAUUUCGAGCAUCGGUGCAUUACUAGAUACGAAUGCACCGGACGUCUUACUUUCCUUUAGGCCACUUCGCUUUUUUAAACUCAACCAACAGUAUUAUGCGUCGGUGACAACAUAGUGAUCCUAUAAGGUUUACGCUGUUCUUUCUUUUGAGGUCCGGAACCUUAAAAAAAAUUAAUUGUUUUAUAAACUUAAAUUAAUGAUUUAAGAUAAUAAAAACAGUAAGAUGUUUUGAGCAUCGCUUUAUGGUAACUUCUUUUUUAUUCAUUUCAGCGUCAGCUAUAAAUGUGGUUGUGUUCACGAAACCAUAGCCAGUGAGGAAGCACAGUGUUAGUUAAAACAACAUGUAUCGCAUAUUUUUAAUAUUGUUUAUUUGUUUUUUAGGGACGGAAACGUUUUCAGUUCCGUCUCUAUCUCCGUGUAAGAAGGAAGAUAAUGUGUGCCUUUUGAAAUUGUCUAAGGCCAUUUAUGCUCUGGCUGUGGUCGGAAACCCUGAACUGCAGAUCGAGUCUUCGGACCCUCUUCAGCGUGACGAAAUCAUCGGUAACCUUGGUGUCAUCAACUACAAGCUUUUUAACAACACAUGCCUCGGCUACAAGCGUUGCGAAGUACUAAAUUCAAAAUACAAUUUUGAAAAAUCUCAUGUUGAGUUUGAACUCAGAUGUCCAGAAUUUUACAUGGAUGGAUUAUACGAAAUUGAUGGAACACUUCUUGGUGUGCCAAUUCAAGGAAAAGGACCCUAUUGGAUUCGUUGCAAGGACUACUUAGUUAAUGUAGACGCCGAAACUACUAGAGUUGUCGGGGAAGAUAACAAAAUGCAUCUUGCAAUUAAAAACUUUAAAGUGAAGGCUGAUUUGAGAGGGGGCAUGGAUCUUCAACUCGAUAACCUAUUUAAUGGAAACAAACAAUUGGUCGAUCCUGUAAAUAAUUUAAUAAAACUAAAUUGGAGUCCUGUUGCUAAGAUAUUACAAGAACCGACAUUCAACGGCAACUUGAAGACACUGUUCAAGAAUUUCAACAAGUACUUGAAACUCAUACCCAUUGAAAACAUAAUCCUUGAUUAAAAUAUAGUUCUUGAAUUCUGAUAUAUAUAAUUUUUUUUGAUUAA
This is a messenger RNA of Bombyx mori (domestic silkworm), 1775 nucleotides long. RefSeq names its product circadian clock-controlled protein daywake. Lineage: Eukaryota; Metazoa; Arthropoda; Insecta; Lepidoptera; Bombycidae. The coding region runs from base 1012 to 1731 and encodes 239 amino acids. The record is from RefSeq and is a predicted model, not a curated record. The transcript is spliced from 5 exons.